AUGGAUACCUCACAGUCGACCAAGAUUUGGUAUUUACCUCACCACCCUGUAACGAAUGUGAACAAAACUGGCAAGGUGCGCGUUGUGUUUGACUGCGCCGCAAAAUAUCAAAAUGUGUCGCUGAACAGUCAACUCUUGAAAGGACCGGACUAUAUGAACAGCCUUAUCGGUGUGUUGAUGCGUUUCCGUCAAGACCAUGUCACCAUAGCAGCGGACGUUGAAGCUAUGUUUCACCAAGUUAGGGUUCGAAAUGAAGACAGAGAUGCUCUCAGGUUUCUAUGGUGGCCAAAUGGUGACUUAUCUCGAGCACCUAAAUGCUACAGAAUGAAGGUACAUAUUUUUGGCGCUACAUCUUCACCAAGUUGUGCAGCAUAUGCAUUGAAACGCACAGCUAAAGAUUUUGCUCACUUAUAUGAAAAAGAAAAAGCAACUGUGGUGGAUAGAGAUUUCUAUGUUGACGAUUGCUUGAUGUCAGUGGCAACUGAAGAACAAGCGGUUUAUAUAUCGACAGAUCUGCGAAGUAUGUUGCUAUGUGGGGGGUUCCGACUAACGAAAUGGAUGAGCAACAGCAGAAAGGUGAUAGAGACGGUGCCCACAGCUGAGCGCGCACCUUCAAUUAAGAAUUUAAAUCCAGACGACAACUUACCAUGUGAUCGCGCUCUUGGUGUUACUUGGGAUGUCAGCACCGAUCAAAUUAAGUUUAGGGUCAAGUUGGACGAUAAGCCAAUGACAAGACGAGGUAUUCUUUCUGUAGUCAGUGCGAUGUUUGAUCCGCUCGGACUGAUCGCCCCAGUGACACUUCGUGCGAAAGCCAUCAUACAAACCCUAUGUAGAGACAAGAUGAGAUGGGACGAACAAAUACCACGUCAGCAAGAGUUGGAGUGGAAAGCAUGGCUGUCUUUGCUGUCAGAUAUUGAGAAUGUUUCCGUCCGACGCUGCUACAAGACACACAAAAGUGGAAAUAUUGUUAAUGCGCAGCUUCAUAUCUUCAGCGAUGGGUCACAGACAGGAUACGGUGCGUGCGCAUACAUACGGUUGACAGACGAUGCUGGAAAUAUUUCGUGUUCGUUAGUUGUCGGGAAAUCUAGACUGGCUCCCAUUAAACAAGUGUCCAUACCGAGGUUAGAGUUGUCCGGCGCCGUGGUCGCAUGUCGUCUGUACGAGCAAUUAUCCGAAGAGCUGAGCAUACAUAUAGACAGUGCUACAUUUUGGACUGACUCUAUGAUAGUACUUGGGUACAUAAACAACCAAACAAAACGAUUCAAGACGUUCGUGGGCAAUAGGGUUGCCGCCAUUCAUGACGUCACACAACCAGAACAAUGGCGUCACGUGAACACCAAAUCUAAUCCAGCAGACAUUGCCUCCAGAGGUAUCGAUGCUAGUGACAGAGUAAGUAUGAACAUUUGGUUGAACGGACCAGACUUCCUGUCACUUGACCAAAGCCAGUGGCCAGAAUCGUCCAAAAUUUCGCCACUUCCGAAAGACGACGCGGAGAUUAAGAAAGAUACAACGGUGCUGGUCACAACUACAAAGACUGUUGAUUUGCUCCUGUGCCAGUACUCAUCCUGGAAUAAACUUACCCGCGGUGUAGCAUGGCUGCUUAAAUUUAAAGAAUACUGUGUACGAAAGUAUAUAAAUAAAAAUCCCACAAUAGACGCCCAGAAACUCACGCUGGAGGAUAUACAGAAUGCUGAAAGGUAA
Molecule: messenger RNA, 1701 nt
Organism: Dreissena polymorpha
Lineage: Eukaryota; Metazoa; Mollusca; Bivalvia; Myida; Dreissenidae
Exons: 1
Coding region: 1-1701 (566 amino acids)
Source: RefSeq, a predicted model, not a curated record